GGGACAGAAGGCCGUGUGAACAAGCCCUUAUGCAGCCGGAUACCUGUGACAUAAAAAAACCUAUGCGUGAACCCAGCUCAGGGAGGAGCGUCUUCUGACACCUCGGAAAGGACGUCAGCUCAACUGCGCCACCUAAUGGCCUUCCCGUGACUUAGUGACGUCACUCGGUAAAUGUCAGUGACGGGAAGUGAGUGGUCAGCCGUGUACGCUGUCAGUAAUGUGUGGAUAUACACGGUAUUACAGCUGCUGGUAUGCGGAUAGCGGGAGAAGCCUUCUCCCGAACACAUACCGGAUCUGUUUCUGAAUACCAGGUGGGCUGACCCGGGUCAAGCCUCGCCUCCCCGCCCUGUCACUUCCUGUCCCGGGCCGGCCGGUGUUUACUGCGGCUCCUCCCGUAUUAGGCCUCUAGGGGCCCUAAUGGAUUUUACAUAGCGUACCCGGUGCUCGCACGGUUUUUCGCCCGCAGACGCAGCGGAACAAGCGGCCCGGCUAUGUCCUCGGCCGUCCCGUGCCCGGCGCUCUGCUGUUGCCGCCGCCCUCUGCAUCCGGGGCCUACACCGGAAUCACCGGAGCAAUUUGUCCCGGGCCCCCCAGACCCCGCGUCAGCCUCCAGCUUCCAACUCUACCGCCUGCAUCACUUCCACCUGGGGCUGGAGCUGCGCCCGGAUACCAGGGACCUGUCCGGCUGUCUGGUGCUUGAAGUCAGCCCCCUGGUGCCUGGAGGCCCGGCUUUGGUAUUAGACACUCACCCGGUUGUCAAAGUUAGUUCUGUGCGCUGCAGAAGGGGAGGACGACAUAAUAGGAGCCCUAGUGAUAGACCUUACAAUGGUGCCAACCAGCCCUGCCCCCACACUGACCCUGCCCGCCCUAAUGACACUCGGACUCCUGAUAGCACCAUGGGUGUGUGCCAGGAGGUGCCAGCUAUGUCAGAGGGUAGAUCUAACCUGGGACAUUCUGACCCCCAAACCACAGAAGGGUCCUGGUGUGUGGCACAAGAGCCCAGCACGCUCACCACUGGCACAUCACAAUGCUCACCCAUAGUGACCCCAGAGCCCCUGGACCUCUCCGUUUCCCGUAAUGCAAACCACUUGUCAUGUUCCCCCCAAAAUACUGCUGCUUCUUCUGCUGGUCCUGGUGGGCCCAUUGUGAAUGGUCAUCAGGCCCCAGCAUCUCCUCUUAGAUCCACCUGUCACACCUCCCUGAACCCCUUAGCUGCCCCUUAUUCGCCCACCACUGACCUGUCCGUCCCCUCCUCGUCUUCUUGCUACACCUUGUCACCAGAUUCCCUCCUGUCUCCCACCUUUGAGAACAGUUUUACUCCAGCAGAAACCCCUCUGCACUUCCCCUCUACAGACAUUCAUGUCAUGGAGGAAUUGCCUAGCACUUUUAGCCAGCCUUGUGGGAUCCAUAAUGCCAGUGAUUCUGGGCCUUCUCACUGCACUUGCUGCUUCCCUUUGGACUUUAGGGUCGAUGAGCUUACGGAUUAUGGAUCUGCUCUAACCAUCACUGUGCCUGAAACUUUACAAACCAAUGAGACGUUCCAGGUCAUUGUACACUACGUCACCGGAGAGGGGCCUGCGGUAUGGUGGCUGGAUCCUGAUCUUUCCUAUGGAAGCUCGGAGUUGUUUGUGUUCACUCAAGGGCACUCUGUUUGCAACCGUUCUUUCUUCCCCUGCUUUGAUACACCAGCUGUAAAGUGUACUUACUCCGCUUCUGUCAAGGCACCUGCUGGAAUUCGGGUUCUCAUGAGCUGCACUCACAGUUACUACAUAGAAGAAAUGGGCAUCUUUCAAUUCUAUAUGGAACAUCCAGUUCCUGCUUAUUUAGUAGCGUUAACUGCAGGUCAUCUUCUUCCAGCUGAUAUAGGCCCAAGAAGUAGAGUGUGGGCCGAACCUUGUGUGCUGCCUUUGGCUGUGGGAAAACUGGCAGGCCGGGUAGAGCAAUGGCUUCAAGCUGCAGAAAAUUUGUAUGGCCCCUACAUCUGGGGAAGGUACGAUAUAGUCUUCCUGCCCCCAUCCUUCCCCAUAGUUGCCAUGGAAAAUCCCUGCCUGACAUUCGUCAUCUGCUCCAUCCUGGAUAGUGAGGAUUUUCUUCUAAUUGAUGUUAUUCAUGAAAUUGCACAUGGCUGGUUUGGGAAUGCAGUGACAAAUGGCAGCUGGGAGGAAAUGUGGCUAAGUGAAGGCUUGGCAACCUAUGCCCAGCGCCGCAUCACCACUCUGGUUUAUGGUGCUUCAUUCACAUGCCUAGAGACCACCUUUCGCUUGGAAGCACUGCACAGACAGAUUCGAAUACUGGGUCAGGAUACGCCUUUCAGUCGACUGCAAGCUAAAUUGGAUUUAGGUGUGAACCCAAGUAACCUCAUGAAUUUGUUCACAUAUGAGAAGGGCUUCUGUUUUGUGCACUAUCUGUCCCAGUUGUGCGGGGACCAAGACAACUUUGAUGCCUUCCUCAGGGAUUAUAUUGAGAAAUUUAAGUUUCGCAGUGUCGUAGCUCAUGAUCUGCUGGAGUCUUAUCUCAGCUUCUUCCCUCAUUUAAGGGGAGAGAGUACAGCAUGUGGUGAGGGCCUGGAGUUUGAGCGUUGGCUGAAUGCCCCAGGGCCUCCUUUGACCCAGCCAGAUCUUUCUCAGGGAUCCAUAUUCACUUCACCCGUGGAAGCAUUGAGUGAACUAUGGAUGGCUGAACCUUUGGACAUUGAAGCUGCUGCCAAUUUUGCCAAUAUCACAGACUGGCAAACUUUCCAGACUGUGCUCUUUUUGGACAAGCUGUUAGAUCAAUCUCCAUUGCGGCCAGAAGUUAUGCUGCAGCUGUCACUGUGCUAUUCUGCCGAUCUUGCGACUAUGAACACAGAAAUACGCAUCCGCUGGCUGCAAAUUGUGGUGCGGAACAACUUCCAGCCAGACUUGCCCCGAGUGCGUCACUUCCUUCUAUGCCAAACAUCUAGGAUGUAUACUAUUCCUCUUUAUGAAGACCUCAGUGCUGGACCACUGAAAUCUUGUGCCCUAGAGAUCUUCUAUCAGACACAUGGACGUUUACAUCCGAAUCUCCGUAAAACUAUACAACAGAUCUUGGCCCAGGGAGGUUCUGUGGUGCAGUCAGACACUGCAUUACCGGUCCUGUCUACAGAGCUCUGUACACAAGGCUCCUCCUCUCUCAGGGACGUGAAUGUGACAGCCUGACACUGCUCACUUAGCAAGGAUGUUUGCAUUAAGCAGUUUUCUCAUUCAUUCAGGCUGUGCCUUGCCCAGACCCAACAGAGGAGGAGAAAGUAAUUCUUUGCACUGUGGUGGUUGAAGCAAUAUGCUGUACCACCCAAGAAUGCUCAGGUGGGAAAACCACUCAGCCCAAUGAUGGAAUGAUGUACAUUAAGCCUUCAGAGGGCAAAGGUGCCAAGUGGUGAAUAUAGAUUUGUGUUUUUCGUUAAGCCUGUGGUAGUUUGCUUGGAGUUCAUUCACCAAACAUCUAUGCAUCUUACAUCUGAGACUAGGGCUUUACAACAGAUGUAACCCAAGUGGCAGUACAUCUCUGAAAAUAUAGGGGGUUGUCCUGCUCAAAAGCCUCAUCUUUACUUAAUGGCCUAAAGUAAUUUUUUUUUUUUACCAUGUAGCCUACGUGACAGACCACAGCAAAGUGACUGCAGGUGACAGUUUGUUUUUCUGAAUGCUACCUAUGUAGCUAUUCCUUUUUAUUAGAGCUUAUUUUGAUAUCCUACUUUUGAUUGAUCACAGCCCGAAGUCUUUUUUCUUUUCAUUUGUCCCAUAACUUUUUUUUUUUUAUUAAAUAUAUUUAGUGUGUUCAUGGGUCUCCAAAUUGCACAAAUUUGGAAUGACUAUUUCUGUGGUCAGUCAAAACACAAAGCAGAUUUCAAAAUUUUAUACUAGGACUUGUAAGGUUGAUGCAAAAUGCCAGCGAGUAUGGGUUGUUUUUUCUUCCUAAAACUGCACCGACUUUGAGUUGUCAUAUUUUACGAGAUUUUAAUUUUGUUAAAUGCCCUUGGUGCAUAGUUACCAUUUUAAAUUUUGUUUUAGUGUGAUGUUGGGAUGGAACAUAACCAAUUUUUACUCCGUAUAGCUUACGUAAGGUUCAGUUCACACGAUCAUUGUACUGUACUAUCAGCGUGUACACCAGAAAAAUCAUUCAGUGUAUACGGUGAUGUGGCUAUAUAUAUUUAAAUGGGCACUGUCAUUACUAAAACCUUUUUUGAUCAGUUGGGGUAUAAAUGUUCAGACAACAACUCUCUCAUUGCUCUGUAUUAAGUAACUGAGACCGUCUAAUAAUGUAGGUCUAUGAGACAGUCUUGCUUACAUAGACACAGAGUAGGGAGAGAAGCACAUGGUCACGUGCUACUCUCUCCACUCAUUCUACUGAUCGAAUGGGGUGUGAGCACUCAGACCCCAACCAAAUAAAAAGAAACUUAUGACAUUAUAUACUUUUUUUUCUUAAUAGCAGUAAUUAGAGAUGAGCGAACUUCCAGUAUUUCAAUUUGUCACGAACUUCUUGGCUCGGCAGUUGCUGACUUUAGCCUGCAUAAAUUAUUCAGCUUUCAGGUGCUCCGGUGGGCUGGAGACUCUCUUCUAGGACUGUAUCCACCUUUUCCAGCCCACCGGAGCACCUGAAAGCUGAACUCAUUUAUUCAGGCUAAAGUCAGCAAACGCCAAGCCGAGAAGUUUGUGACUAAUCGAAUUACUGGAAGUUCGCUCAUCUCUAGCAGUAAUGACAGAUAUGUGUGACUAUAUAGGCCUAGGUUUGAAUGUAUGCAGGCUAAUGCCAAAUGUGGUGUGAAUUUAGCCUUACCCUGUUCAUCCCAUUUGUUAAUGAAUGGCCUCACUGUCACUACAAACAUUAUGGUGUAGGCUGAUACAAUUAUCUUCCCAGUGCAUUUUCCAAAACUAUUUAUCUCAAUGCUCUUAUGCCAAAUUUAAACGGUUCGAGAUAUGGUAUUUGAGUUUCGAAGCUACCAGCAUUGUGAAUUUUGGCUGUUUAACAAAUUUCAUUUAUGUACAUGUGACCCUGUAUAACAGCUUUCUAGAGAUAAGACUUUAUUAGGCCAUGUUUACACAGUGCAGUCUGGCUUGUGGGUUUUUUUUAAUGCAAAUUUGGAAAUGGAACCUGGACUUGGAAAAAAAAAAAGCAUAAAAAAAAGUGCAAACAGCCUCUGUCCAGAUGUUUACAUAUCAGCAAGUUCUGUUCAUUUACUACCAGUGAAUUUUUCAAUAUAAAAAUGACACCACAUGAUCCGCAUCUGCCAGCAAAUCAAUGACUUGCUUUACUGAUCAGCCAUGCCAUGCUCUUUUGUAUUGCUGUAAACAAAUUUUUUGAUGGUGAAUUUCAAAAUAAUAAAAAAUAAAAACUGCUCUUUAACUUUUA
Messenger RNA from Hyla sarda, 5364 nucleotides. It is a transcript of the gene RNPEPL1, whose product is annotated as arginyl aminopeptidase like 1. Gene Ontology annotation, biological process: proteolysis. Gene Ontology annotation, molecular function: zinc ion binding; metalloaminopeptidase activity. The transcript is spliced from 11 exons. The record is from RefSeq and is a predicted model, not a curated record. The coding region runs from base 492 to 3176 and encodes 894 amino acids. NCBI's taxonomy places the organism in Eukaryota, Metazoa, Chordata, Amphibia, Anura, Hylidae.